CUACAGUGAUGGACGAUACCCAUUCGUUGUUUACUGAUAAAAUCCUUUGUGGCAUACAUAUUUGCAAAUCAAUUUUAAAAGUACUACAAGCAGUGUAAUUUAUAGUAUAUAGUCAUGUCCUUUUUCAAGAAUGUAGCGUCCAGUUUCACCAUCCGUAGUCGUGAUUCGAUUUUGAAAGAAUCUCUAAUAAAUAACUUAUCUGAAUGCGUAAAAGAUAUACAAUACAAUAAUCAGUUCGAAGAAAACUUCCACAGCGUUCUUGGGUCGACGGAUUCUACUAACACACUGUGUACGGCUCUUGAAGCAGUAUUUCUACAUGGUUUGAAGGACACAUUUCUACGAAAGGCGAAAAAUGUACUGUCAGGUGACCCAGACCUCCGACCACAGCCGAACUUUUGGCCACUAGUACUCGUGCUCUCUCACCGCCAGAAUAUCGACGAGAUCUCGUCAUUGCUGCAGAUCAACACGGAGAUUGGACAAUGUAGGGCUUGGCUGCGAAUUGCCCUCAAUGAAUGUCUUCUAUCCUCUUACAUGGCAACUCUUCUGAAAAACAUAUCUGCUGUUAGACCUUUCUAUAAUAAGUCUGCCUUCGUGUGUGAUUCCGAAAUUUUAGAAGUUGCCCAAAAACUUAUAGAAGGAUUAGAGACAUGCAUUCAAUUUAAUUUGCCUACUAAUUCAAGUUUACUUAAUCACUGGCCUGAGCCAGUGCUGAUGCUGGCAGGCCUGUGGGUGCCGACAAUGCGAGCGGCGCCCAUCAGUGCAGGCCUCGACGUGGCCAGCACCAUGUGCGAUGAAGAGGUCAGGCCUAAAGAUGUGGCCACUCCAACCGACAUAUCUGGAAUAACUGGUUUGGGUAGGCUGGCUCUAAAUGAAGAUGAAGCAUUAGAAUUUAUCCUCUCUGUAUCUAAUGACAUCACCACCAUGGGAACACAAGCUCAAAUUGAACCAGAAAGAAAGGAUGACUUAGAUGAUAAAAAUCCUUUUACUAUUGAUGACAAUGAAAGUAAUGCUCUAUCAUUAGAUCAGCCAUCUACAAGUCAGAACCAAGAUGUUGUUACCAAUAGUCUACAAGAAGAUACAGAUGCUGAUCCUCUGGAUGCAGCCAAUGAUGUUGUGAUUACUGGAAACUCUUUGUGUGGUAAAGGAUGGUCUACUGAUAAAAAUGAUGAAAUGAAUUGUUCUAUUAAUUCCAACUCCUCACAUGGCAGCAGCCUCAUAAAAACACCAGAAUUAAAAAGUUUGUCAUCUCUGCUGGAUACAGCAAAUAAUGUGACAGAAAAAUGUGUCAAUACUCCUAAUUUGCGAGACAUCAUGAAAGAUAUCCAUAAGGAGUUAAAGUUAAACACUGAUGAACCAGAAGUGGUUGAGUUGAAGUCAGAAGCUGCUACACCUGAGGACCCCAUGCUCCAAGGGUUGGGCUUUGAAAUUGUGUCCAAUUCAGUAACAGGCUCAUUCACUGUCACAGAACUUCAGAAAAUGAUUCAGCAGCUGGGAAGUCUCUCCCGGGAACACGGUCUGGAUCAUCAGAAUUAUCAGUGCAAGGGUUGUCAAGACUUGUUGGGCAGCACCAUUUCCAAAGCUAAAGUGUGUGCAUAUACUGGGGAAUAUUAUUGUUCCAAUUGCAUGGAUACCAACUUGUUUAUAAUACCGGCUCGGGUGAUACACAACUGGGACUUUAAGAGAUACCCAGUCUCCAAGAAAUCUGCUCUGUUCUUAUUAGAGUUCCAGCAUCAUCCUUGGAUCCAUAUGAAAAAGCUUAAUCCAAAAAUAUAUUCUGGGGUGUCUGAUAUGGCACAGUUACAAGAGUUAAGAAUACAACUUAACUUCCUAAGAGCAUACAUAUUCUCAUGUAGAGAACCUGUCAUUGAAGAAUUGCAGAAACGAGUCUGGCCGAGGGAAUAUCUAUACGAUCAUGUGCACUUGUACACUAUCUCAGACCUAGUCCAGAUACCAAGUGGGUCCUUGUUACUGCAAUUAGAGAAAGUUGUCAACUUUGCUAAAACUCAUGUGCUAGAUUGUUGGUUUUGUAGCCAGAAAGGGUUUAUAUGUGAAGUUUGUCGAGAUCCUAAAGUAUUGUAUCCAUUUGAAACAAGCACAACAUAUCGUUGUGAUGAGUGCUCGAGUGUCUUUCAUAUCAAAUGUUUCAAUGCAAAUAUGCCAUGUCCAAAAUGUAAACGAAAACAAAAUCGUACAAAUGAAUCUAACUUAGUAUAAAUUACUUUAAAUGAAUAAUAACCUUGUUUUAAAUAUUUUAUCCAUAUAAAGUAAUAUAACUACAUAAUGCUAAAUUUUUCCGCCUCAUAAAAUGUUUUAGUUUUAUUAUUUGGUUUGCUGAGGAAAUAGGAGAUGGCAAUGUUACCUAGUUUACAAUUAAGAACCCAUAGAUAGCUAUAAUAAAUACAUAACUAUUUCUAUGUUAAAAAUCGGAAUAUUUAUACAACACACUUUUAAUAUGUUAGCAUAGUUUAAAAAAGCGCAUUUAAGUCCCACUUUAAAUUUUUAAUAGUGAGUAAAUUUUAUAAGUUUAAUUAAAUCAAUAGAAAUGCCCGUGCAUAAUUAGUAAACUAUACUUAUAUUAGUUAUAUUAAUUGAUAUCAUUUUUAAAACCAAUGAAAGUCCUUAGAUACUGUAGAACUUACUUUUUAUAUGAAUUUUAGGUAGUCUACUAAAGAGCAAUGUAAAUGGGCCACUUCGUAAAGAAAAUUGCAGAACAAUGAACACUUAAUAUUUGCAUAAAUAUUGAGUGGAAUAAAUCAAUACCAAUUAAUUGCAUUAUGUCACCGCAUAUGAAAGUGCUAUUUGACUGUUUAACGCAUUCACUGCCACGGGGCGUGGCCUAGGAACAAACUUGUAUGACGGUGAACGUAUAUGUGCAUUGGGGGCAGUGGAUGUUUUAAGUGAAUACAUGAUAAUUAAGUGAAUUAGGCUCUAAUGCUCUAGUUUCCUAGGAUAGCGGUGCCGUCAUAUAGCGGCCGUCUCCAUACAAAUACUACGACAUCCAUAUUUAGUCGUAUUAUUUAGUAUGGAGUCGGCCGCUAUAUGACGGCACCGCUAUCCUAGGAAAACCGAUCUUAAGCGUGGUCCAACCUAUCCAAAUCCGGAUUAAAAAUAGCAACUGACUGUAAAUUAGUUUACUAUGGCACAGAUUAUAUAUACAUACCUAAUUAUUAGUUAGCGAGUUAGUUUAAUUGACCUACAUUGUCAGAAUGUCUAAUUUUCACCAUCAUCUUGCUCUUUUUUUGCCACCGGCUCAUGGGAGCCUGGGGCCCGCUUGGCAACUAAUCCCAAGAAUUGGCGUAGGCACUCUAGUUUUUACGAAAGCGACUGCCGUCACCAUCAGAGCUUCCAACCCAGAGGGAAAACUAAGCCUUAUUGGGAUUAGUCCGGUUUCCUCACGAUGUUUUCCCUCACCUAAAAGCGACUGGUAAAUAUCAAAUUAUAUUUCGUACAUAAGUUCCCAAAAACUCAUCAGCCGUGGUUAGAACCCGUGACCUCCGGAUUGAAAGUCGCACGCUCUUACCGCUAUUAGGUCACCAGCGCUCUUAACACAGCACUCUAUAUUUAUAUAACAAGUACUAUAAACUAUAAGUAGUUCUAAAAAUAACAUUUAAAUGAUCAACGUCCGGAUAAUUUUUCCACUAUAUUCUGAUAUUAUAUUUCAUAAUCAUUGAAAUAGGUAAAUUGCAUCGGGAUAACUUAGAAAACGGGGUAAUUUUGAUAAUAGUAAAUAUCUACUAAGCACUUUCUAUUGUAGAAAUAGUCAGCAAGAUGGCUUGGUGGCAAGCGUUGCGGUAACGUAAGUGUUGCUAAACUAUAGUAAAAUUAAUAAAGUGCUUUUGGAUUUAUAGAUAUUACCCCGCUCGCUCUCGCGGUCACCAAACAGGCAAUGUGUGGCAUGGUAGGUAGGCAAUGUUGAAAAAGUUUACGGUAAUCUGUUUUAGACGUUGAAUGAUAUUUUUGUAAGUUGAUAGUAAGAGCAAGCCCCGACUGGGCAUCGGUGGAGCUUAUGUCUUAGCAAUAAGGUUUACGAUUUGUCCGUUAUCAGCGCGGGCGGUGGUACAUAAAGUGGACUGCAAAGAUCAUUUAGAAAAAUGCAUGGGCAUAGCAGCUAAGCAAAUCAUAUCCUUCAAAUAGAACAUUACGUUUAACAUUUAAUUAUCUAUUUACUAAUUAAGACAUGUAUUUAAAAUAAAAGUUUUGCUGUCUAUAAAUAGCAUGUAAACAGAUUAUUUUAAGCAUCAUUAUAUUUUGUCAAUAAAACUUGUAUUUUAAAAGA
Messenger RNA from Cydia fagiglandana, 4276 nucleotides. Its product is annotated as pleckstrin homology domain-containing family M member 2-like. The transcript has a single exon. The record is from RefSeq and is a predicted model, not a curated record. Lineage: Eukaryota; Metazoa; Arthropoda; Insecta; Lepidoptera; Tortricidae. Bases 115 to 2214 code for a protein of 699 amino acids.